Messenger RNA from Anolis carolinensis (green anole), 1513 nucleotides. RefSeq names its product cilia and flagella associated protein 418 (gene cfap418). Lineage: Eukaryota; Metazoa; Chordata; Lepidosauria; Squamata; Anolidae. The transcript has 6 exons. Gene Ontology annotation, cellular component: cytosol. The record is from RefSeq and is a predicted model, not a curated record. The coding region runs from base 53 to 709 and encodes 218 amino acids.
GUUACCAUGGCAACGACGGGGACGGGAAGGAGAGCCGAAAGCAGAGGCCAAAAUGGCGGACGAUUUGGAUAAGCUGCUGGACGAGGUGGAAAGCAGGUUUUGCCGCCUCUCGCGGCGAGACUGCGCGGACAGGAAUGGGGCCAAGGGACGGGAAAAGGGGCGCUUCCAGGAAGAGGAAGAGGAAGAAGGAGAAGAGGCUGAGGCGGCCGCGACGGGAGAGAGAGCCAGAUUUUCCAAAGAUGCUAGUGAAGAAGAAGAUUUAGAUGACAUAAUUAAAGAUAUAAUUGAUGAGAAGAGCUCUGCCCAAAGUCUUGUGAAACAAACAUCUGAGUUGUCCAGCCCUGCAUCCAGAAACAAUAUUACUUCUGUUCAAGCCCAUGGUAAAAGAUGUUGUCCAGUGUACCUUGGCGGGAGCACUGCACCGUAUGGUAUUGGAACAAGUAUUUCACAGAGAACAUGUGAUCGGCUACGUUGUACUGCCUGUGACUUCCGUGUUUCACAUUAUGAUGACUAUCAGUGGGACAAAUCAUGUGAUUACCUCUUUUUCAGGAAUAAUAUGCCUGAAUUCAGCAAGCUGAGAGCAAAGAUGCUAAAGAAGAAGGGAUCGCGGGCCUAUGCUUGCCAGUGCGCUUGGAGAUCUAUAGACGGACUAACAGACCUCUCUACAGACAGACAACUCCGCUGGGUUUGCAGCGAACACAUUCAAUGAUUAUGUCGUUUUCAGCCAUUUUCCUCCGAAGACUUCUGCUCCUUCUCAGUAUUAUUGUGUGAUAAAUGCAGUGUGUUCUUCAUACAAUUAGACUUUGUUGCUAUUCCAAAUAUAGAUGGAGCACUUUGCCUUGUCUGCAGUUCCUUUGUGAACUAACCUAACUGGGAAGAAUGGCAAGUGGAAGACUUGAGGUCCUGCUGCCUGGAAAACGAGAUGGGCAAGAACAGGUUCACAUAAGGAUUUGGGAUGAAAGUAUGCAUAAAAAUCUUUAACUUUCACAGCACCCUCCACUAAAUAACAAUAAAAAGAGCUGAAAGAAAAUGAAGACAGUCAUAGAAGGCAUCUCAAAUCUAGAAGAAAUAAAAUAUAACAAAGCUAAUGAUUUGACUGGAGCAGUUUUUACAAUGAGCCUGUUGUAAAAAUCUGUUGUAGAGUAUGUUUGAAACAUAGUUGAGCAUUAUCGUAUUCCAUUCAAGAUUUUAAUGAUGAGGUAGUGACGGGAAUAAAACAGCUUCUAGCAUUCUGGGGUUGACGUCUAUAGUCAAAUUAGUGUUGUUCCAGCACAGUACUAGCAGAAGCCAUAAAACUAGCAGCCUGAGCAAGAAGCUGAAUAGCAAGAUCAUACAAGCAAGUUCCAUUUGUUUUAGUUUCAUUUUAUGCUAUGUAACAGAUCAGAACUGACAUGCAAAUAUUUCUGAUAUGUCUUUUAAAAUGAAAAUUUGGAAUCUGAAAGUAAACAACACAGAAACUAUUACUUCUUAUUUUUCUGUAAUGCUACAAUUAUUAAAAUCAGUAUUCUUGUUA